GAGAGAUCGAGUGAUAUAUGUGAACAUUAAAAAGUAUAAAAGCUCUGAUUUAUUAUUGAUUUUUUUCUAAUUUCACUAUCAAUUUUACCAUGAAGUUUACUUCUAUUCUUACUUCUGUUCUCAUUACCACCGGAACCCAGCUAGUGUUUGCUGCUCCAACUGCUACUACGGCCGAUGCAUCUUCUACUAAAAAGUGCUACAUUCCUCAAGCAUCUCCUGUUUUUCCCAGUGAUAUGGCUACAGCUACAGGAGUAGUUGAUUCAUACAACGAAGGCCCUUAUAAUCUUAGCACUACCUUGCCUACUUACACUGUAUCUGGUUACCCUGAAACUUGGAAGACACCUCCUACUGAUUCUGAUGAAGUCAAGGCUGCUAUUGCUAAGAUCGAUUGGUCCAAAGUUCCCAAUGCCCCUGUCAGAAAACAAACAAAAGAUGGUAACUGGGUCUCUGACACAGAUGGCCCCAAAGAUCCUUACUGUUGGUGGUCAGAUACAAACUGUGUCAAGCCCAAGAUUAAAAUCCCUGAGGAUUAUCAUUCUUGUCUUAAAGACAAUCAAUGGGGUCUUUCUUACGAUGAUGGACCAUUCAAUCUUUAUUACGAUGAGAAUGCAAAGACUGAAAACGCUUGGGCUGAACCUCAACUCUAUAACUAUUUGGUGAACCACAAUAAUCAAAAAGCCACUCUUUUUUAUAUUGGUUCUAAUGUUGCCACUUAUCCUGCUGCUGCCAAGAGAGGAUUUAACGAUGGUCACUAUAUCUGUGUUCAUACCUGGUCUCACCCAGCAAUGACUACCAAGACAAAUGAAGAAACUGUUGCUGAACUCUACUGGACUCUUAAGAUCAUCAAGGAAACUCUGGGUGUCACACCCAAAUGUUGGAGACCUCCUCAAGGCGAUGUUGAUGAUAGAAUUAGAUCCAUUGCCUGGCAAAUGGGCAUGCGCACUGUAUUAUGGGAUAGAGAUACCAAUGAUUGGGACAUGAAGGCUCCUGGAGGUGGUGAUCUUCCUGUAAGCACUGUGAAUGGUUACUUCAAGACAUGGAUUGCUGACCAAAAAGCUGGUAACCAAACUUCCGGUCACAUUGUUCUUGAGCACGAAUUGAACCAUGCUACUGUCAAUAUGACUGAGAGAUGGCUACCUACUAUUCAAAAGGUCUUUGAUGUUGUUCCCGCCUUGGCUUGUAAUAAUGUAACCCAGCCUUAUUGGGAAAAGAACAUGGUAUAUCCUACUUCCACAUUACCUGUCAAUAACGGAACCGAAUCUGCUUAACAUUAAAUCAACUACUGCUUAAAGCGCUAGAUAUAUUUGAAUUUAUUGUUGUAAUAAAAAUCAAAAAUCGGCAUCAAGAGAGAAAACACGACUCUCUUUUUGA
Molecule: messenger RNA, 1371 nt
Organism: Gilbertella persicaria
Lineage: Eukaryota; Fungi; Mucoromycota; Mucoromycetes; Mucorales; Choanephoraceae
Exons: 3
Coding region: 90-1268 (392 amino acids)
Biological process (GO): carbohydrate metabolic process
Cellular component (GO): membrane
Molecular function (GO): chitin deacetylase activity
Source: RefSeq, a predicted model, not a curated record